AAAGAGUAUAGAGAGAGCAUUCCUCAUUUAUUGAGCUUGGAAUCAUUAUUCACUUUCAAUUAAAACUUUUCUUUGUAAGGAGAAGAUUAGCUCACCUCCUUUGAUCCGUAUAGUUUCUACUUUUGCAACAUAUAUUGCCAUAUAUAGCUUACUCUCCCUACCUUCUCCUCUCAUAGAACAAGGUGAACCAAGGCUUUUGUUAAUACAUACGUAUAUGGAGCCUAUAGAGAUGGACAAGGAGAGGCUGACUGCAGAGAUGGCAUUCAAGGACGAGUCCUCCGCCGUCAUAAAGAUCCGACGAGGCCUCCCCGACUUCCUGCAGUCCGUGAAGCUCAAGUACGUGAAGCUCGGGUACGGCUACUCCUGCAGCCCCCGGUCGGCCAUGGUUUUCAGGUUCCUCGUGGCGCUUGCUUUUGCUGCCGCAACCAUGUUUUACCUCACCCGGAUUCAGCUGGACCGGAUCCCACAGUUAUGGACCGGACAGACAGUUCAGCUGGAGAGCAUCCAUGCGGCGACGAGGCUCGCCGGCUCAGCCAUUUUGGUGUUGGUGUUUCGGUUGUACUGGUCGAAGAGGUCCCGGCCGGUUUACCUGGUGGACUUCGCAUGCUACCAGCCAGAGGACGAAAGGAAGUUGUCAGUGGAGUCGUUCCUGAAGAUGUCCGAGGACAGCGGCGAGUUCGAGAAUGAGACCCUCCAUUUCCAGAGGCGGAUCUCGUGUCGGUCUGGCCUCGGGGACAAUACGUACUUUCCCAGGGGCAUCACGUCCAACCCUCCAAACCUGUGCAUGAAGGAAGCCCGGGCAGAGGCGGAGGCAGUCAUGUUUGGCGCACUCGACACACUAUUUGAGAAGACCGGGGUGAGGCCAAGGGACGUGGACAUCCUGAUAGUGAACUGCAGCCUGUUCAACCCGACGCCAUCCCUCACGUCGAUGAUCGUGAACCACUACAAGCUGAGGAGCGACAUCAAGAGCUACAACCUCGGAGGGAUGGGGUGCAGUGCGGGGCUCAUAUCUGUCGACAUGGCAAAAAACCUCCUGAAGGCAAACCCGAACUCGCGCGCGGUCGUGGUGAGCACCGAGAACAUCACCCUCAACUGGUACUUUGGGAACGACAGGUCGAUGCUCCUGUGCAACUGCAUCUUCCGCAUGGGGGGAGCUGCAGUGCUGCUCUCCAACAGGCCCGGGGACAGGGCUCGGUCCAAGUACGAGUUGCUGCACACCGUGCGAACCCACCGGGGGGCAGCCGACAACUGCUACAAGUGUGUGUACCAGCGGGAGGAUGACAAGGGCACGGUCGGUGUGUCCCUAGCGAGGGAACUCAUGGAGGUGGCAGGGGACGCGCUAAAGACCAACAUAACAACACUGGGCCCGCUGGUGCUGCCGUUGUCGGAGCAGCUCAAGUUCUUCAUGACGUACCUGAGGAGGAAGGCAGCCAUGAUGAUGGGCGCGGGGAAGGUCAAGCCCUACAUACCGGACUUCACAAAGGCGUUCGAGCACUUCUGCAUACACGCGGGUGGGAGGGCGGUGCUCGAUGAGCUCCAGCAGAACCUGAGUCUGAGCGACUGGCACAUGGAGCCUUCCCGCAUGACCCUCCACAGAUUCGGGAACACAUCCAGCAGCUCCCUAUGGUACGAGCUCGCCUACACCGAGGCCAAAGGACGCGUUUCACGUCGGGGCCACCGCGUCUGGCAGAUCGCCUUCGGAUCCGGAUUCAAAUGCAACAGUGCAGUCUGGAGGGCCCUACGGCCGAUUAAUCAGUCCGAUUGCGGGCCCAACCCAUGGCUCGACUCCCUCCAUAGGUACCCCGUUAAUGUCAAGUAUCCGUAGGCAAUAAAUAUAUAGCCAGUCCCCAUGGAGCGUUGGAUAUAGACAACUUGGGAUUUGGCUUCUGUAAGGUCAAAGUUCCCAUGUAAAAGUAUUGUCAAAGCCUCAAGAAAUACGUUGUUGAUGAGAACAAGAUGAUGUUGUUUGUUGUCGACGAUAAAAAUUUAUUGUGGACGGCAAUCUGGAUCACAUGGGAACCCCAACUGAUGAGGAGCUUUUUCUCUCUUCAUUCAUUUAUUUACAGUAUCAUCAACUGUACUUUUUGAUGGGUUCUGCCAUUUCUUUUCCCCAAUUUUCUUUAGCUAUAUAUGUAUGUAUGUACGUACGUACAUACGUAUGUAUAUGCAUGCUCAAAUGAACGAAUGGUUUCUCUCGCUGAUUAUUACCCUUAAA
Molecule: messenger RNA, 2215 nt
Organism: Punica granatum (pomegranate)
Lineage: Eukaryota; Viridiplantae; Streptophyta; Magnoliopsida; Myrtales; Lythraceae
Source: RefSeq, a predicted model, not a curated record